GAUAAAAUGCCCACCGAAAAGAAUAUGGACAAGUUUAUUCUUUAUUUUACAGUAUAAAAGAAAGGACACCAGACAAUGGCUGGAGCACCAAAGAAAAAAGCGGAUCUUAAAGUGAUCAUCAUGGGGGACUAUAGUGUUGGGAAAACAUCUUUCAUUGGACGCUACAUUGAUGGAGAGUUUAAACAGCAUGAAGCUACAAUUGGAGCAGCUUUCUUCCUUAAACAGUGGGGACCAUACAAUAUAGCCAUCUGGGAUACAGCCGGAGACGAGCGAUACACUGGUCUCUCCACGUUCUACUGUAGGAAUGCAGGGGCUGCCAUCCUGGCUUUUGACAUGUCCAUUGUCAGCACAUUUGAAUCUCUCUGGGCCCGAUUCAUCCCUUUACUGGAUGCUGCCAAUGAAGACUGUAUUAAGGUUGUAGUUGGAAUGAAGCUGGAUGCGUUAGAGGAAGGUCAACGAGAAGUGACCGUACAGGAAGGAAAGAAAUUUGCCCGAGAAAUCAACGAAAAAAUUGAUCUCAGCAAACUGCCCAGUGACCCUUAUUUUGAAACAUCCAGUAAAACAGGACACAAUGUUUCGGAAGUUUUUGAGUACAUUUUUCAGUACUGUCUUCCCUUGUCCAAAGCACAGCUUCGUGAUGCACAGAAUUCAAGUACAGUGUCUUUAAGUGAUAGAAAGGGACCUUCUCAAAACAAGUGCUGCCACAGAUAGGGACAUUCUCAAAACAAGUGCUGCCAUCAAUGAGGAGAUUGUUGUACCUAGUGUACAGUAAAAUUCUUUAUAAAGUGAAUGGAAUACAGCUGCAAUCGUCAGUUACACCAAGACAAGAGGCAUCUCUCAGUUCCUGGGCAUCUUUCUAAAAGUCAUAAUUAUUGAACAUUUUGAACCAUGAUUUUCAUGUUUGUAUAACAAUGUAUUAUGUUUGCAGUUUAAAAUUUAACUGCUAUAUGACAUGAUUAAACCAAACUAGGCCAGAAUUAUCAUUUAUUUGUAGCAUUAUUUACAGUAUAGAUAUGUUCUCUAUUUAUUUCAUUCUAAAUGUAAAACCUUUAUUAUAUUUUUGUAUGUUAUAUAUCUGUAUUAGCAAAAGUAUUUGAUUUGGUUAUGUGCAUUUACAUGUACAAUGUCAUGUAUUUACUUCUGAAGUUUUGUACCUACAACCUUUAUUAAACCAUAAACCCAACUGUG
Molecule: messenger RNA, 1188 nt
Organism: Saccostrea echinata
Lineage: Eukaryota; Metazoa; Mollusca; Bivalvia; Ostreida; Ostreidae
Product: ras-related protein Rab-20-like
Exons: 5
Coding region: 76-711 (211 amino acids)
Biological process (GO): intracellular protein transport
Cellular component (GO): endomembrane system
Molecular function (GO): GTPase activity; GTP binding
Source: RefSeq, a predicted model, not a curated record